AUGUCGAUCAAACGAGCCCUUUCCAAGGCCAUUCGAGGAAGCGUGGGAGGAGACAAGGGAGAUGAAGAUGACUCUUCUGGCACCAAAAUCCGUACUAGUCUUCCAAGUCUCCCCCAUAAGCCUAGAAUAUCCCUUUCCCGAGAUGAAGGUUCACCCACCGCCUCCCCUCGCCGCAGCAUCCUGGGCAACUUCUUCCGAGAACGCGACUAUGUCUCGUCCUCCGAGGACGUUUCUGAUGACUCCUCUUCGGGUUUGAGCAAGAAUCAACAAAAACGAUUGGUCCGCGAGCAACGACGUACCGAACGCAGUCGCCUCAGCGAGGAGGCUUUCACAGAUGCCGAUCACCACCGCAAAGAAGAAGAGAUUGCAAAGGCUAUGGCGGAAGAAACUCCAGAGAUGAAAGCUCGGUAUGGCGAGCUUCCCUUGAUGCAGUCGCAGACUCGACUGCGGGAGGUACGCAUCCCAUUGGAUGAUAUUACCGCGGAUAUGGUCGGUCAGGACAUAUACUUCACAGCUCGGCUGCAUGUGGUGCGCCGUAUGAGUGCCAAGCUGGUCUUUUUGGUAUUCCGCCAGCAGCUGAGCACCUUCCAAGGGGUUCUGCACGAACGUGCCGGGAUCUCCUCGGUGGCCAUGGUUCAAUGGGCGGAACACUUGCGAGUGGGCUCGUUUGUUCGAGUUCGCGGCAAGCUUCAGAAACCCGAGGUGCCCGUUCUCGGCUGCAGUAUCCAUGAUGUCGAGCUGGCAAUUGACUCGGUGCAUCUGCUUGUUAAGCGUGAGGAGCCGGUGCCCUUCAGUGUUUACGAAGCCGAAAUCCGGACCAAUGAGGAGGAUAAGAUAGAGGGCCGUCGCAGUCAUAUCCCUGAUCGGACUCGGCUGAGCAAUCGCCUCCUUGAUCUGCGCACUGCAACCUCUCAGGGAAUCUUCCGCCUCCAGUCAGCCACCUGCAAUCUCUUCCGUAGUGCCCUGGAUGACCAAGGGUUCAUUGAGAUCCAUACCCCCAAGCUUCAGGGCGCUGCCACUGAAUCCGGUGCCAGUGUUUUCCAGGUCAACUACUUCAACCGCCCCGCAUUCCUGGCCCAGUCACCUCAACUGGCUAAACAGAUGGCCAUCGCCGCUGAUUUUGGUCGUGUCUAUGAGAUCGGUGCUGUCUUCCGCGCGGAGAACUCCAACACCCAUCGCCACUUGACUGAAUACACCGGUCUUGAUAUUGAAAUGGCCAUUGAAGAGCACUACCAUGAGAUGCUCGAAACCAUUGACGCAACUAUUAAGAACAUCCUGAAGGGUGUCUACACGAAAUAUCGACGAGAAAUCGACCUUGUCAAGCAUCAGUUCCCCUCAGAGGAUGUCAAGUGGUUGGAGACUACUCCGGUCAUUCGUUUCGCCGAUGGCAUCAAGAUGCUCAAUGAUUCCGGAUGGCGUGAUGAGAACGGAAAGGAGUUACCCCUGGACGAGGACCUGGCGACCCGUGACGAGAUUCAUCUGGGUCAGUUGAUUAAGGAGAAAUACGACACCGAUUACUAUAUUCUUGACAAGUUCCCUCGUGGUGCUCGCCCGUUCUACACCAUGCCUGAUCCAGAAGACGAUAAAUACACGAACUCCUUCGACAUGUUCGUCCGUGGACAGGAAAUUGUCUCUGGUGGUCAGCGUAUCCACGACCCACACAUGCUGGAGAACAACAUGCGCGCUGUGGGAAUCAACCCGGACGACAUGGAAGAGUACCUGGAAGCAUUCCGCUGGGGUGCACCACCCCACGCUGGUGCGGGUGUUGGCCUGGAGCGUUUGCUGAUGCUCAUCCUUCAGGUAGGCAACAUUCGACUUACCUCGAUGUUCCAUCGCGACCCCAAGAGUCUGCCAGCCAAGCCUGCAGUCCAGACGCUGCGCCAUCCCGAAGCAUCGACAAUUGAUCCGGUGUGGCUGCGAGAGCACCACCGACGGGUUGCUUCCGGCCCUGAGGAGCUGCCGUCCUUGGAGAAGAUCGUUGCCAACUACGGCGACGCAACCUCUACAUCUUGGUUUGAUGAUCGAUACAAGAUCUGGCGUGACAUGGGCACUGGUGCGGCCGUGGCCUAUGUUCCCAGCACCAGCAACUUCGUUAUCGUCCCCGGUAACCCGGCAUGUGAUCCCAGUCAGUACUCUCGUACCAUCACACAAUUCCUCCAGUGGCUUCGUCGCGACACUAAGUACAAGCCUGUCUGGAUCCUUUGCUCUCCAGAAGUUGAGACCAUCCUCGGCGAGCGAUUGGGUUGGCGCAGUCUGUCUUGUAUUGCCGAAGAGCGUGUUGACCCCUCGCGCAACCAGGCCGCCUCUGAUGGAGAGAUUGCCCGCAAGCUGCGUCGUGCUGAGACUGAGGGCAUCAAGAUUGUUGGCUUCAACCAGGGCGAGCUACCCGACGAGGAGGUGCGCAAUAAGAUUGACGGUCGCGUUCGGGAGUGGCUAGCAAACCGUAAGGGCACACAAGUCCAUUUGUCGGAGAUCCGGCCAUGGUGUGACUCAGAUCACCGCUGGUACUUCUACGCCACAGACAAGAAUGGCACCAUCUGUGCUUUCGUUGCGUUGGUCAUGAUCUCUCCGGCCCACGGCAUGCAAGUCAAGUACAGCUUGGACUUCCCCGGUGCGCCCAACGGUGUCAUCGAGUACAUUGUGACCCAUGCCAUCCAGACCGCUGGCAAGGCUGGUGUUAAGGGUCUCACCUUUGGCGCCGGUGCUACCGCCCGUCUCACUCCUGGACAUAACCUGCAUGGCACCAAGAUCAAGAUGCUAGAGCACACUUACGAGGCUCUUGCUAAACAGUUCCACCUUGUGCGCAAGAGUGAGUUCCGUGCCAAGCUUGGUGCCACGGAGGAUCCCCUUUACAUCUCUUACCCAUCGCAUGGUCUUGGCUCCAAGGGUAUCCGUGCUAUCCUAAACUUCUUCGAAGAUUAA
Molecule: messenger RNA, 2922 nt
Organism: Penicillium verhagenii
Lineage: Eukaryota; Fungi; Ascomycota; Eurotiomycetes; Eurotiales; Aspergillaceae
Gene: erdS
Product: aspartyl-tRNA synthetase, cytoplasmic
Exons: 1
Coding region: 1-2922 (973 amino acids)
Biological process (GO): aspartyl-tRNA aminoacylation
Cellular component (GO): aminoacyl-tRNA synthetase multienzyme complex; cytoplasm; cytosol
Molecular function (GO): aspartate-tRNA ligase activity; ATP binding; RNA binding
Source: RefSeq, a predicted model, not a curated record